CUGAGUUUGGCCACACCGCCAUAAAGAGGCUCGGUGGAGUGUUGUAGUGAUGGUUGCCCUCCUGUAAGUUUCUCCCAUCUGCAUAUAUGAUUAUGUGACAGUCAGAUUCUUGAUCACCAGUAUAACCAAGCCCUUCUCCAUCAAUUGCUCAGUUUGGCCAGGGGCCAGCUCGAGGAAGAGUCCUAGUUGUUUCAAGCUUCAACCAUUAUGGUUAAUGGAGGCUACAUGCUUCUGUGAACCUUCAAUACACCAGAUUUUUUUUCUUCUAAACUCUUCCAAAGAUCUGUGUCUUGAUACAAGCCUGUUUCAGAGCUCUACAGGCAGUUAUUUUGACCUCAGGGCUUGGUUUUUGCUCUGAUAUGCAUUUUCAGCUGUUAGACCUUUUUUGAGAUGUGCGUGCCUUUCCAAAUCACACUCAUUCAAAUGAAUUUGCCACAGUUUAACUCUGCUCGAAGUAUAGUAACAUCUACAAGCAACAUGAGUGCUCCUGAGCUAAAUUUCAAGUGUCCCAGAAAAGGGUAUGAAUACUUAUGCAACUGAAUCACUUAUGCAAAUUUCAGUUUUUUAUUUCUAAUAAAUUUUGGUUACAAACCUGUUUUGUGCUUUGUUUUCAUGGUGUAUGAAAUGUAGAUUGAUGUGGGAAAAAAGGAAUUUAAAGAAAAUUAACAUAAGACCGCAAAAUAACAAAAUGUGAAAAAAAUGAAGGGGGUAUGAAUACUUUCGCAAGGCACUGUAUAUAUAUAUAUGUAUUCCUAAAGAUAAAUGAACCAAAUAAUGAAAAUAAAUAAAUAAAAAACAUACAAUGGAUUCCAUAUAUUGAGUAUAUAUUGAGUUUAGUGUCUAUAUCAACAGUGGGAAGAAUGCUGGAGCAGAACUUCACAGAUGUCCAUGCUCUGUUGGUGUCCUGGUUGCAGCACUACAUCAAUGAGACGUGGGUGGUGGGAGCAGCUCCAUAUGUGCCACCACAUCAUCCACCUGUGCAUUUGAGUGGGGCUCCAGUCCAAGAUAAAGGUCACGGCAUGAUCUACAUCUGUCUGAUGGUGGGACUCUUCAGUUUCUUUACCUUUGGCAUCAUGUUCAGCUAUAUUCGCUCAAAGAAGGUGGAGAACUCUCAGGAUCCAUAUCAUCAGUAUAUAGCUAAAGACUGGGCUAGUAUAGCAUCUCCUAUGGUCAUCAGCAACCCAGCUACUCUUGGACACCUUCCGGGGUACAGUGGAAGAGAGCAGGAGCAGGCCUAAAUUACUGCCUAGAUUUUCUGCUUCAUUAAAUUCAAAUGUCACUGUUGUUCAUUCAAUGAAAGUAGC
Molecule: messenger RNA, 1304 nt
Organism: Labeo rohita (rohu)
Lineage: Eukaryota; Metazoa; Chordata; Actinopteri; Cypriniformes; Cyprinidae
Exons: 1
Coding region: 861-1238 (125 amino acids)
Biological process (GO): regulation of ventricular cardiac muscle cell membrane repolarization; regulation of heart rate by cardiac conduction; negative regulation of delayed rectifier potassium channel activity
Cellular component (GO): membrane
Molecular function (GO): delayed rectifier potassium channel activity; transmembrane transporter binding; voltage-gated potassium channel activity involved in ventricular cardiac muscle cell action potential repolarization
Source: RefSeq, a predicted model, not a curated record